AUCCGGAGCCAAUGAGACGACACGGUGACCACGAAGAUGCUGCUGUCCCGUCAGACAGCAACUGUAAAUCAAAGCCGACCAGGACCCACACGGGGAAGAAGGUGUUUUCUUGCAGCACUUGCAGGAAAGAGUUCAGUAAAAGUUGUAAUUUAAUGGAUCACGUGAAGAUCCACACUGGCAAAAGGCCGUACCUGUGCAACACCUGCGACAAAACCUUUACUUAUUUAUCAUGUCUUAAACGGCACAUAACCAUGCACACGGGCGAGAAGCCCUACAUGUGCAAAACAUGUGGAAAAAGUUUCAGGCUACAUUCCCACCUGGUGAAUCACUCGAGGACCCACAUGGACGAGAAGCCCUACAUCUGCAAAACAUGUGGAAAAAGUUACAGAGAACGUUCCCACCUGGUGAUUCACAGAAGGACCCACAUCGGCGAAAGGCCGUACCUGUGCAACACCUGCGGAAAAACCUUUACUAAAUCAACACAGCUUAAACGCCACAUAACCACGCACACGGGCGAGAAGCCCUACAUCUGCAAAACAUGUGGAAAAGGUUACGCGGAACGUUCCAACCUGGUGGUUCACUCGAGGACCCACACAGGCGAAAAGCCGUACCUGUGCAACACCUGCGGCAAAACCUUUACCAAUUCAUCAGCUCUUAAAGGCCACAUAUCCACGCAUACAGGUGAGAAGCCCUACAUCUGCAAAACAUGUGGAAAAAGUUACACAGCUCAUUCCAGCCUAAGGGUUCACUCGAGGACCCACACAGGCGAAAAGCCGUACCUGUGCAACACCUGCGGCAAAACCUUUAAUAAAUCAUCACAUCUUAAAGGCCACAUAUACACGCACACGGGCGAGAAGCCCUACAUCUGCAAAAUAUGUGGAAAGAGUUACAUGCAAAAUUCCAGCCUGGUGAUUCACUCGAGGACCCACACCGGCGAAAAGCCGUACCUGUGCAGCACCUGUGGAAAAACCUUUACUAAUCCAACAGCUCUUAAAAGCCACAUAUCCACGCACACGGGCGAGAAGCCCUACAUCUGCAAAACAUGUGGAAAAGGUUACGCAGAACGUUCCAAACUGGUGGUUCACUCGAGGACCCACACUGGCGAAAAGCCGUACCUGUGUAACACCUGCGGAAAAACCUUUACUGGAUCGACAACUCUUAAACGGCACAUAACCAUCCACACGGGCGAGAAGCCCUACAUCUGCAAAACAUGUGGAAAACGUUACAGGGUACAUUCCCACCUGGUGGUUCACUCGAGGACCCACACUGGCGAAAGGCCGUACUUGUGCAACACCUGCAGCAAAACCUUUACUAGUUUAUCAGAUCUUAAACGCCACAUAACCACACACACGGGCGAGAAGAGAUAUUUGUGCAAGACGUGCAACAAAGGUUUUAGCCGCAGAAUUGAUUUGCUGAGUCACAUGAAAAAUCACCCGGAGGAGAAGUCUGGUGACUCGUGACAAAUGAAGCUCAUGUUGUCGUCUUCCGGGGGCAGCUGUCCACUCCUGUCUGACCCACAAAAGAAGAGACCCGCAGAAGUCCAACCACCACCUCCUGUGGCUGAUGAGCCUAAUCCCCUCCCCACAAGGGUUGCAGGUUCAACCCGGAUUUAUGCUUCUCCGUCAACUUGACGCAGAGUGAACCAUGUGGUUGUGUACUUUUAAAGUUCUGCAUUGAGUUUGUUUGAAUCCCUGUUCCUUCUUAAAAUCGUAUUAUUUGUUGCUGCUGAUAAUUUUCCGUCUCCACGGUGCAAAUAAAGAGCUGUUAGUAUGUGGGUGAUUAUCUGAAUUCGGUGCCCUUUGGGUUGUCUUGGUUUUGAAAAAAAUACUACAAAUAAUCAUAUUUCUGAACAUUGCAUCUGAUAAAGGACUAUCUGAACCUUUGAGAAAUUACCUCUGUCCACCUCAGACUUGAAAUCCCAAACAUUAUUAGCAAAUUCUUUGUCACCCGAGUUGUUUUGAAUUCAACCCCGUAACGGUCAACUCGAUAUCUGUGUGAAUACUAAAGUAAAACAUGUUCAAAAUAUUUAUUGCAGAUUAUUGGUAAUUAUCUGUCCCUUGUUUAGAAUAACUCAUUGUGAGUAGAUUUUGUUUUAUUUUUAACAUUCAUAAUUUGACUGAGAAGUAGGAUUUGACAACUUCAUGUAAAAACAGUGUUUGUAUUUCAGAAAAAUAUGCAUCAACAGUAAGAAAUGGUUUGGCUCCCAUAUAUUUUCUUGGUGUCUCUUACAUUCUACAUACAAUCCAGAAACAAUUGAUUUAAUAUUUAU
Messenger RNA from Cololabis saira (Pacific saury), 2269 nucleotides. RefSeq names its product zinc finger protein 883-like. Gene Ontology annotation, molecular function: RNA polymerase II cis-regulatory region sequence-specific DNA binding; DNA-binding transcription activator activity, RNA polymerase II-specific. The transcript has a single exon. The record is from RefSeq and is a predicted model, not a curated record. Lineage: Eukaryota; Metazoa; Chordata; Actinopteri; Beloniformes; Belonidae. Gene Ontology annotation, biological process: regulation of transcription by RNA polymerase II. Gene Ontology annotation, cellular component: nucleus. Bases 12 to 1460 code for a protein of 482 amino acids.